CCGGCGGCAGCAGCAGCAGCAGCCCCCGCCGCCCGCGCUUGGCCCCCGGGCCGCAGCCAUGGCCCCCCCGAGCGUCGGAGCCCCUUCGGGUCUCGGCGGGCGCCCAGCCGGCGCGCUGCUGCUCCUCUGCUACCUGGCUCGCCCCAGCUCGCCAGAUUUCCACCCUGUUCUCUCGGGUCGGGCCGCUGUCCGCCGACGCUGCCGGCCGAGUCCCGCGUUCCCGAGCGCGCCCCAACUCCUCCGUGGCCACUCCGGCCAAGUUGCGGGAGCCGGGAAGAAAGCUGGUUCUUUGGAGCACGCUCGCCGCCACACGGGGGACUUUAGCUGCGUCUCGAGACGCUGUGGUUCCCGGUGUAUGCUGGCCCGGUGGCUCUCAGCGUGCAGUCCGCACACUUCUGGGCGGUCUGCUUUAGUCAUCAACUCCAUGGCGGUAACCUAUUUUCCGAGACCGGUCGUUCAGCGCGCCAGAGUAAUUGAGACUCGCGGAACAAGAAUGUUGUCCCCUCCUUGGGCAGACAGACUUCUCUGACGACAUCCGUGAUGUCACAGCCUGAGCCGAGCAGGGCUUACAAAGACUUCAUCUACUUCUCCGCCUUUGAGGGGAAGGUGCGUAAUGUGUCGGAAGUCUCGGUAGAGUACCUGUGCUCGCAGCCCUGCGUCGUCAACCUGGAGGCUGUGGUCUCAUCGGACUUCCGCAGCAGCAUCCCCGUGUACAAGAAGCGCUGGAAGAACGAGAAGCACCUACACACUAGCAGGAGGCAGGUGGUCCACGUGAAGUUCCCCAGCAUCAUGGUCUACAGGGACGACUACUUCAUCCGUCACUCCAUCUCCGUGUCGGCCGUGGUCCUCCGGGCCUGGAUCACGCACCGAGACAGCCACAGCGGCCGGGACGUGGACUUCAAGUGGGAGGAGAACCUGCUUCACGCCGUGGCCAAGAACUACACGCUGCUGAAGAGCGUCCCCCCCUUCCAGCGCCCCUUCAAAGACCACCAGGUGUGCCUGGAGUGGAACAUGGAUUACAUCUGGAACCUUCGCGCCAAGCAGAUUCCCCAGUGCCCGCUUGAGCACGAUGUGGUCACCCUCCUGGGCUUCCUCUAUGCCUCCAGCGGAGAAAACACAGGCAUCGUGAAGAAGUUCCCGAGGUUUCAGAACCGAGAGCUGGAGGCCACCCGAGGCCAGCGGAUAGAUUACCCAGUGUUCACUGUUUCAUUGUGGCUUUAUUUACUCCAUUACUGCAAGACCAACCUCUGCGGAAUUCUCUACUUUGUUGACUCUAAUGAGAUGUAUGGCACACCUUCUGUGUUUCUCACCGAAGAGGGCCACUUGCAUAUUCAGAUGCAUCUUGUCAAAGGAGAAGACCUUGCUGUCAAGACGAAAUUCACUGUGCCUUUGAAGGUGUGGUUUAGACUGGACAUCUCUUUCAGUGGAGGCCAGAUAAUAGUGACCACCAGCCUUGGACAAGAUUUGAGCCCCUACCAUGAUCAGAUCAUUAGUUUCCAGGAGGACUUCCAUUACAAUGACACUGCGGGCUACUUCAUUGUUGGGGGGAGCCGUUAUGUGCCUGGUGUGGAGGGCUUCUUUGGACCCUUGAAAUACUACCGUCUCCGCACCCUGUUCCCUGAACAGAUUUCAAAUCCCCUCCUUGAGGACAAACUUACUGAACAAAUUGAUUCAUAUUAUGAAAGGUGUGCGGAAGUGCAAGAAAUCGUGUCUGUGUACACAUCCACGCUGCCUCUGGAGACUGGACUGCAAAAUGCAUGUAGUCCCCGUGACCCCUACCUGGACCUGAAACGCAGGCACAGCAGACUCUCUACGUGUGCAGCCUUCCCCUGGGAGAAGGGGCUCAGGAACCAGCACCCGGCCUUGUUCCAGGCCUUGCUGGAGAGGAGCUCUGCCGCAGAGCCGGGGCGCCACAACGCCUCUGUGUUAGAGAUCGGCGGGAAGAUAUUCGAGAAGGCUGUAAAGAGACUCUCAGGUGUGGAUGGGCUGCACCAAAUUAGCUCUGUCAUCCCCUCGCUGAUGGAUGCCAGCUGCUGUGGAUGCCAUAAAGCAUCCUUCUACCUCUCCGUCUUCUACGAAACGGGAUUAAAUGUGCCCCGGGACCAGCUGCAGGGCAUGCUGUAUAGUUUGAUCGGAGGCCAGGGCAGUGAGAGGCUGUCUUCCCUGAAUCUUGGCUACAAACACUACCAGGGCGUCGACCGCUACCCGCUGGACUGGGAGCUGUCCUACGCCUACUACAGCAACAUCGCCACCAAGACGCCCUUGGACCAGCACACCCUGCAAGGAGACCAGGCCUAUGUUGAAACAAUUAGACUAAAGGAUGAUGAAAUACUCAAAGUGCAAACCAGGGAAGACGGAGACGUUUUCAUGUGGUUGAAGCAUGAGGCAACCCGGGGCAACGCUGCAGCUCAGCAACGACUGGCCCAGAUGCUGUUCUGGGGCCAGCAAGGGGUGGCCAAGAACCCCGAGGCAGCGAUCGAGUGGUACGCCAAGGGAGCCCUGGAGACUGGAGACCCUGCACUCAUCUACGACUACGCCAUCGUGCUGUUCAAGGGUCAAGGAGUGAAGAAGAACAGACGGCUUGCCUUACAGCUGAUGAAGAAGGCAGCUUCCAAGGGAUUGCAUCAGGCAGUCAAUGGCCUGGGGUGGUAUUACCAUAAAUUCAAGAAAAAUUAUGCCGAGGCGGCAAAGUACUGGCUGAAAGCAGAAGAAAUGGGAAACCCUGAUGCCUCAUACAAUCUGGGAGUCCUGUAUUUGGACGGCAUUUUCCCAGGAGCUCCCGGGAGGAAUCAGACUUUGGCUGGAGAGUAUUUUCACAAGGCUGCCCAAGGCGGACACAUCGAAGGGACCUUGUGGUGUUCCCUCUACUAUAUGACAGGCAACCUGGAGACCAUCCCCAGGGACCCUGAGAAGGCAGUUGUGUGGGCAAAACACAUUGCUGAGAAAAAUGGCUACCUGGGUCACGUGAUUCGAAAAGGCCUCAAUGCCUAUCUGGAGGGCUCCUGGCACGAGGCUUUGCUGUAUUAUGUUUUAGCAGCAGAAACUGGAAUUGAAGUGUCACAGACGAAUUUAGCACACAUCUGUGAGGAGAGGCCAGACCUGGCCGAGAGAUACUUGGGUGUUAAUUGUGUUUGGCGAUACUAUAAUUUCUCUGUUUUUCAAAUCGAUGCUCCUUCAUUUGCCUAUUUGAAGAUGGGAGACCUUUAUUACUAUGGCCGGCCGAACCAGUCCCAGGACCUGGAGCUGUCUGUGCAGAUGUAUGCCCAGGCAGCACUGGAUGGAGACUCACAGGUCCUUCCAUGUGAUAGCCCAGGACUGGAGCCCAGGUUCCCGCUCAUGGGUUUUUUUAACCUGGCCCUGCUCAUCGAGGAAGGUGCUGUCAUCCCGCACCAUGUCCUGGAGUUCUUGGAAAUUGACCCAGCCCUCCAUGCCAACAACCUCUCCAUCCUCCAAGAACUAUACGAAAGGUGCUGGAACCACAGUAGCGAGGAGUCCAUCAGCCCCUGCACCCUGGCCUGGCUGUACCUUAACCUGCGGCUUCUCUGGGGUGCCAUCCUCCACUCGGCGCUGAUCUACUUUUUGGGAACCUUCCUGCUGUCUGUAUUGAUCGCCUGGAUUGUGCAGUAUCUCCAGUCCAUCUCAGCCAGUGGGACCCCUCCAUCACCAGCCAGAGCCUCUCCAGACGCCACUGCUCCCCCUGCCAGUCCAGCUGUGCCUCUGGAUGAAGAAGCGUCGGUGCAGGACCAGCCCGUAGCCCCCAGUGUCCCAGAGCCCCGGAGGUGACCGUCUUCGAGGGAUAACGGAGAAGCUUUGCACUAAGCUGGUACUGGCGAGCAGGGUCCUCUACUGAGAAACUCCUUCUUAAAUGUGUCUUGUCAACUGGAUGCAAACUUUGCACUUGGUGUCUUUUGUUCUUCUUUCUCCCAAUCAAAUGACAAGAGAGUACCCAGAGCAGACAGUGAUUAGACCAAAGCUUAUCCCACAAAUCCAAGGGGCAUCCUCACCAUCAGGGCAUGUUGGGAGCUUCACUAAUGGGUUACAGCGGGUGUCUGGUCCUGGUGAGUGUGUUGUGGGAGGGUGGGGAAUAGUCUGUCUCGGAGCAUAUCUGAAUCCUUGUGCUUCCGGGGGCAUAUUUCCAAAAUCCUAGCCCCUUGCUCAUUCCCUUUCAUUAAAGAACAGCACACUGUUACUUCUCUCAGAGCUAGAAAAUACUUGGGGACAUUUCGGUACGUGUGUUGGCUACAGCCCAGCUCCUCAGAAUCCUAAGGACUGAUUUCAAUCUGACGCCCAAGGCCCAGUCACUCAAUGGCAUCCUGAAGUAAAUAAAUAGGUUCUAGCUGAAGCGGUGAGAAGUGGCAAGGCUUUUGUGAACAGGUUUACAUGUGUCUCCUUAAAUCUUUGUUUUCCCUAGGACCCUCAUGCUUCCGAAUCAUUCAAUGACAUUGUCGGCUCUCGUUCCCUCUUUGAUUGCAGUCCACACAGCGGCUUUUAGAAUAUUCUUAGUAAUUUAAGUGCAGUCUUUUCCAUGACUCGCCCACUAGAAUAGAUUGGUGGCACUGGAAUCCACAGGAUACAAGCCUUUAGCUCGUAGUCUCAUCUCUCCUCCCCACACACUUUCUUCAUGCCUGCCUGAGCCUGUGCAGGGGUGUGUGUGUGUGUGUAUGUAUGUGUGUCCGUCCACACGUGUGUGCAUGUGACAGGAAAAGGAAGGGCAGACUAUCUGUAUAUUGUAUGCUGCUGAGGUAGUCAUAAAUCAGUAAUGCAAUAUUGUGGGUCCAAACUACUCUUUGCACUACUUUAUUUACAGUAGUAAAUAAAAAUUAUUUUUAUACCACUGA
Molecule: messenger RNA, 4838 nt
Organism: Erinaceus europaeus (western European hedgehog)
Lineage: Eukaryota; Metazoa; Chordata; Mammalia; Eulipotyphla; Erinaceidae
Gene: SEL1L3
Product: SEL1L family member 3
Exons: 26
Coding region: 541-3783 (1080 amino acids)
Molecular function (GO): protein binding
Source: RefSeq, a predicted model, not a curated record